Messenger RNA from Fusarium coffeatum, 1071 nucleotides. RefSeq lists its product as uncharacterized. The coding region runs from base 1 to 1071 and encodes 356 amino acids. The transcript has 5 exons. Lineage: Eukaryota; Fungi; Ascomycota; Sordariomycetes; Hypocreales; Nectriaceae. The record is from RefSeq and is a predicted model, not a curated record.
AUGUCGUCUGUGCCUUCACAUGAGUACCUCGCUGAGUCGAGGGGGCCUAUGAUUCGAACUGUCACCUGGCUUUCGGUACUCUUACCAACACUUGUUGUUUCUCUACGCGUUUAUACGAGAGUGGUUGUACGAAAGGUAUUUGGUCUCGAUGAUUGGGUCAUUGUCUUCUCUCUUCUCAUCCUCAUCGCAUAUGGAGGCAUAAUCGAAGCAGCCGUCCAAAAAGGCCUCGGUCGCCACGUCGAAUACAUCCUUACCGCCCAUCCCGAAGAUGCCGUUCCCCUCGCUCUUCUCGGCCAAAUCUCGCAACCAUUCGUCGUUAUGUCGUGCGCGUUAGGCAAGACUUCUUUCUCAAUCAGUCUCAUGCGUCUAGCAGUACAGCCAUUUAUCCAUCGAUUUCUAUGGUUCAUCGUCAUCAGUAUGCUUACGCUGCAUAUCCUCAUUUCGAUUAUCGUCUUUGUUAGGUGCAAGGACCCGAGGACGACUUGGAAUCCUGCUAUUGUUAGUGAGUGUUGGGCUCCUGAAGUCUAUCUGGGAGUCAUGUACUUUAUUGGAGCAUACUCUGCUGCUACGGACUUUAUACUGGCUCUACUUCCGUGGGCUAUGCUUUGGAACCUCAACAUGAAGAACAGGGAAAAGUUUGGUGUCGCCUUUGCUAUGAGUCUUGGAGUCUUUGCCGGCUCAAUCGCCAUCAUCAAAUGCACAAAACUCAAAGCCAACGCCACAAGUCUCGACCCAACCUUUGACGUAGGCGAACUCCUCCUCACAGCCGGUGCCGAAAAUGCCCUCAUCAUCAUUGCCGCCUGUCUUCCCACGCUCCGUCCCAUCUUGCGCAAAGUAUUCCCUUCAACGGCCAAGUCCAGCGAAAACUCCCAUCGGCUCAAGGACAUCUCGAACAACAUCAUGUUUGUACCGAAGAACAAGGCUGGACAGUGGAGUGCGAUUAUCGAGACGGAGGCACAUCCUGAUGGGAAUAGUGAUAACCAGAGUGAUAGAAGUAUACUCAAAGAACAUCGGGGAUGUAGGGAUAGACGGGGUACUAUCGAGUCAGACGCUGGGCCGAUCGGAGAGUAG